Messenger RNA from Mizuhopecten yessoensis (Yesso scallop), 1433 nucleotides. Its product is annotated as bolA-like protein DDB_G0274169. Gene Ontology annotation, cellular component: mitochondrion. The transcript is spliced from 6 exons. The record is from RefSeq and is a predicted model, not a curated record. NCBI's taxonomy places the organism in Eukaryota, Metazoa, Mollusca, Bivalvia, Pectinida, Pectinidae. Bases 8 to 478 code for a protein of 156 amino acids.
UUCGUGGAUGCGACCAAUGAGAAACGUCGUUAGAAUACUUCAGACUAAAAAGACUCAAAGGCUACUGAAGUCAUCAGGGUGUAAAAGGAUGCUGAGAGGUACAUCCAUUUUGACUAGGUUAGAUAAAUCCUGGAGACUUUUGAGGAUGUCAUCAGAUAGUAUGAAACCAGUCGAGGAAUCCAUCACAAAGAAGCUGACAGAGAGACUAGCCCCACAGCACCUGGAAGUGAUCAAUGAAAGCUACAUGCACAAUGUUCCUAAAGGAUCUGAGACUCAUUUCAAGGUGGUGGUUAUAUCUGACAAAUUUCAAAGUGUUGCCUUGAUAAAGAGACAUAGAAUGGUGAACGAAGUUUUACAAGAGGAACUGAAUUCCGGAGUUCAUGCACUGUCCAUUUUGGCUAAGACCCCUCAGCAGUGGGAAGACUCAGCACAGAAUGUAGGGAAGUCCCCUCCGUGUAGAGGGGGAGCAGGUCUCUGAGUGUUAGUCCUACGUCUUUCUGUUGUUCUAACUGUUCCAGUCCAGACAGACUAUGAGAAAUGGACCUGUUUCUCACAAACUGAUUAAACAUCAUGUCUAUCACUAGAUGGUUCCAGUCCUGACAGACUAUGAGAAAUGGACGUGUUUCUCACUAACUGACUAAACAUCAUGUCACUGGAUGGUUUCCAUUUACCGUAGGACAAUAUUGGUCCAAGGGAAGUGCUUCUGUUCCGAGGAAAGAACAUAUUUUUCCUUUGCAUACUGGACUGUAAAACUAAAUCUUUGUUACCCGGACCUGGAAAUCUCACUUAUAAGACCAGGAAUGACAUCUCAUAAUGGUUACGAUUAAUCUUCGUUUUAUGUAAUAGACUUUAGAUUGAACACUCCUAUUUUAUAGCAUCAAACAACAUCUAUGAAAUAAUGAAAUUAAGAUAAUAUAUCAAUUGUUUGAAAAUGUUUGUGAAAGGACAUUACAUGCUAACACACAGUUUUCCAUGGCAUUAUUGUGUGACUUCACAAAACUGAUGGCUCCAACAUUGAAUGUACCAUUGUAAGGAAGCUCUUGUGGUUUCCUCCAAGAAGUACAUACAGUCGUGUUGUAGCACUGGUAGUAGCCAGUAUACAGCACUAACACAAGAAGACCUGGAUAAGUUAAAAGUCUAUAUCAGGGAGAAAACAUAUAUGUGGUGUGUUGGACUUGUGAUUUUGAAAUAGUUGGGAUCUGUAAUAUUGUUUGACUGCAAAUUAAUUCACAUUGCCACAAAAUAGAAAAAAACAGCCAUCCAACAAUGAUGUUUACCUAGUUCACCACACUCAAAAAAUUCAUGAUUGCAGGAUUUUUUUAUGUGGAAAUCAGAAUUUCCUCUACUGGAAUACCAUGUGACAUAAAUGUUUGUUUGAAUGAAAGAAAGUGUGUGUAUGCAAAAAUGUUUUUUUAUGUUUGUUGAAACAAAAU